AUGCGCGGGUCCUAUCACCCCGAAGAGACCCAGUCCGAUCUGUCCUCAUCCUCCAUCCGUGGUUCCCGUCACCCCGAGAAGACACCGUCCCCGUCCGCGGGUCCCGUCACCACAGGAAGACCCUGUCCCCGGGAGCCGGUCAGGCUGAGGAGAUCCGUCCUCGUGUCCGGGUCCCGUCAUCCCUGGGAGACCCCGUCCCCUGUUCUCGGGUCCCGUCACCCCGAGGAGACCCCGUCCCGUCCUCGGGUCCCGUCAUCCUUAGGAGUCCCCGUCCCCGUCCCCGGUUCCCAGGUCCAGUCACCCCGAGGCGACCCCGACCCGUCCACGGGUCUCAUCACCCCGAGGAGACCAGUCCCCGUCCCCGGGUCCCGUCAACCCGAGAAGACCUGUCCCCCAUCCACGGGUCUCGUCACCCCGAAGAGACCCCGCCCCCUGGAGCCUGUUAAGCUGAGGAGAUCGGUCCUCAUCCCCCAUCCGUGGUUCGCGUCACCCCGAGGAGCCCACGUCCCUGGGGUCCCACUAUCCGGAAAAGGCCGCGCGUCCCGACCCCGAAGCCGGUCAGCCCGCAGAGGGAAAGGGGGCAGGCUGGUCGGGAUCUCGGAAGUGGGGAAACCUCUAUGGAGGAGCGCGCCCGGACAGCAGGUGCAGAGCAGAUGGAGCCUGCGCCCAAGCCGGCUCCAAGAAGCCCCCAUACUCUCUGUCCCUGAAAAGGCAAGUUGAAUGUCUUUUCUUAUAACUUCACCUCAAAUACAAGCCAGUGUGAUACAUAUAUAAAUAAAAUGUUCUUGGUAUUUUGAUAAGUAUGUUUAAUUUUUUAAACAGACUGUAGCAAGUUGAGCCGCUUACCCAUGCACAAAAUGAGUAAAAAAGCAAGGAUUAUGUGUUACCUAGAAAUGCAAUUAGCCAUUUAAGGCCACAUUAAAUGCUGACACUCCAGAAAUAUCCACAUUUCCUCGUUAACCCACUGUAGGCUCACAAGAUUAAGAAGAAGAAUAGUUUUAAUCACUCAUUGUAUUUUCAUUUAUAGCAUUGCAUUCCAUAUAUUUACAUUCACCAUGUACUGUUGACUAAUGUACUGAUAUUAUUAAUGGCUGCCAAGAUAUUUGGCUGACCAAUAUUUUAUGCAACCUCAGCUCAAAUUCAGUUGAAGUUAAAAUUUUUAAAAAUAUCAUUACUUUUGGGACACCUGGGUGGCUCGGUGGGUUAAGCCGCUGCUUUCGGCUCAGGUCAU
Messenger RNA from Lutra lutra (Eurasian river otter), 1231 nucleotides. Its product is annotated as protein ALEX-like. The coding region runs from base 1 to 720 and encodes 239 amino acids. NCBI's taxonomy places the organism in Eukaryota, Metazoa, Chordata, Mammalia, Carnivora, Mustelidae. The record is from RefSeq and is a predicted model, not a curated record. The transcript has 3 exons.